CUUUCGUAUUUAUUAGGAGUUUACUGUUUUCUUUUUUUUUCAUUUUCUUUUUUUUGCUAAACAUAUUUGUAUUCUCGACACUACUCCGAAUGAUAUAUUACUCCAUGUUUGUUUCUUCCGAAUCCUGCCAACAUUUGCAUUUUGUUUAAAGAUCCAUUUGUAAAGAGGCUGAGCACCUGACCUUUUCCUCGGCUGGGAUUUCUCCGGUUUCUCCUUUGACAGCUUCUUGGUUUCGUAUGGUUUUCCAAAUUUAAAACCAGGGGAAUCGGGAACGAAGGAGAGGGAAUCGUGAACAAAGGAACAGGGCAAGAAAGCACGCAUCUUCCUAAUUCCAUCUUUUUUCUCCUUCUUUUACCACACUCAAACACGAGUUGGUACAAAAAAGAGGAAGAAGGGAGAAAAAUGAAGCUGAUGGGGAGAAUGGGGCUCCUCGCAGUAGCCGGAAGGGCGCUGAACACGGUGGUGAGCGUAAUUGUGUUCAGCUUCCUCGACCUGCUCGACGCCGUCCUCUGCUUCGUCUACAAGAUCGCGGAUUUCGCGGUCGACAGGGAGUGGAAGGCCUGCUACUGCUCGAUCUCCUCUUCCGGCGACAUCUUCGCCAGAGGAGGCCGCGGGCCCGGCCGCGGCCGCGGAGGAAGAAGCAAUGUCCUCCGUCUCUGCCCCGCCACUAACUGCCUCCAUCUCGACAGCAUCUCCGACACACUCCAUUUCCGCCCUUAUCUCGUAUCCGACUUGGCAUCGAUCAUAUUAAAAAAAUACGCCGCCCACAACGUUCCAACCCAAGCUAUUCUCGAAAUCCCCAGCCGCAAGACGAAACACCGAGCCGCUCCGCGGUGGUCUGACUGCGACUGCCACACCUGCAACUCUUGGAGCACUUGCGGCGAAUCCCAAUCGCGGAAUCUUUACGUGCGCGCCGAAGGGAAUCUGCUGAAGCCUGAGGAAGACGUAGUUUUCAUCCACGGCUUCAUCUCUUCUUCAGGUUUUUGGACGGAGACGGUGUUCGAGGAGUUUUCGGAGGCGGCGAGGUCGAAGUAUCGGCUUCUGGCUGUUGAUUUACUGGGCUUUGGCCGGAGCCCAAAGCCGGAUGAGUCGCUCUACACGAUGACCGAGCACGUAGAGAUGAUCGAGCGGUCGGUGCUUCGUCAACACGGCGUCCGGCGAUUCCACAUCGUCGCCCACUCGCUCGGUUCUGUCCUCGCGCUCGCCCUCGCCGCGCGACACCCGGAUUCCGUCAUCUCACUCACACUUCUCGCGCCGCCAUACUUUCCAGGAGGAGAAGGGGACGGAGGGCAGGCGGUGAUGAGGAGGGUGGCGCCGCGAAGGGUUUGGCCGCCGAUGGUCUUUGCGGCAUCCAUGGCCUGUUGGUAUGAGCAUGUGAGCAGGACAAUAUGUCUAGUGAUAUGCAGGCAACAUCGGCUUUGGAACUACAUCUUUAGGCUCCUGACUUUGAACAGGAUUAGAACAUUUUUGAUCGAAGGGUUCAUGUGCCACACCCACAAUGCAGCAUGGCACACCCUCCACAAUGUGAUUUGUGGCAACACGGAGAAGAUGGACAGAGAUCUUGACGCUCUAAGAGACCAACUUAAGUGCCACGUCACCAUCUUUCAUGGCGAAAAUGAUGAACUUGUUCCGGUGGAAUGCAGCUACGCAGUUCAAUCAAAAGUUCCGCGGGCUCAUCUUAAGGUGCUCCGUGGAAAGGACCAUAUAACAAUGGUUGUUGGCCGUCAAAAUACUUUCGCAGCAGAGCUCGAGCAGAUAUGGAAGAAUGCGAAGGGCGAUUAAUAUUCUUUAAAAAACUAAUAGUGAAAAAAAAAUUGGGUUAAUAAAUUUUAAAAAUUUUUUAAUUUUAUUUUGAGAUGAAUAUAAUAUAAAGUUUAUAUUUGUCUCAAAAUAAAUUUAAGAAUUUUAAAAUAACCCAAUUUCUCUUUAUUAAUACGAGCUUCAAAAAUAGAUAGUAAUUUAAUGUGACAAUCUGGCCUACAUAGAAAGCUAUAUAUAUCUAUAUAGUGCUUUGUAUUAUUUGUAGCUGUACCUGUUUGUUCAUGGGUAAUACCGUAAUAGUACUAUAGUAUUGUUGUUGCCGAUUACCGUUAAA
Molecule: messenger RNA, 2095 nt
Organism: Dendrobium catenatum
Lineage: Eukaryota; Viridiplantae; Streptophyta; Magnoliopsida; Asparagales; Orchidaceae
Product: probable lysophospholipase BODYGUARD 3
Exons: 3
Coding region: 403-1782 (459 amino acids)
Source: RefSeq, a predicted model, not a curated record